This is a messenger RNA of Aplosporella prunicola CBS 121167, 510 nucleotides long. RefSeq lists its product as uncharacterized. Bases 1 to 510 code for a protein of 169 amino acids. The transcript is spliced from 2 exons. NCBI's taxonomy places the organism in Eukaryota, Fungi, Ascomycota, Dothideomycetes, Botryosphaeriales, Aplosporellaceae. The record is from RefSeq and is a predicted model, not a curated record.
AUGCCACACCUGAAUACGCACCGUGGCCUUAAUGCCCUGCGAGAAGCGGCAUCCGACAACUCACAAAAACACAACGAUGACGAUCACGUCCAUCUUCUGGCUUUGGCGCUCCGCAAUCUCAAAAGCCUAAAAUCGAUCCAAUUGUACAUGAACCCGAAAGUUGACCUACGUAAGCCUGUGGGUGCCACGUAUGCCGCCAAGGUCAAAGACAAGGCCACGAGUAACACUGAGAAGCCAUGGUCGAACCGCACCCGGGGUCAACUGGGCCCCGAAAACGUCACAUUUGCUGAUUCCAUCCGCAUCUACAAGACUAAUGCUGAAGUCAACAUGUUCAAUGACCUCAGCCUGCAAACCAUGGACAAGCCCUGCGUCUACUUCCGCGACAACAGUCGUUCUCCUGCUGCCUGCAUAUCCUCAGUGCCGACUUACAAACAGUCCGUUUGCACAAUAUCCAAUGAACGGGUCUUCUUCUCCGACCUGUCGAUCACCAACUUCUUGAAGUGGCAUUGA